Siniperca chuatsi (mandarin fish) is the source of this 2783-nucleotide messenger RNA. RefSeq names its product claudin 15b (gene cldn15b). Gene Ontology annotation, biological process: cell adhesion; bicellular tight junction assembly. Bases 1581 to 2255 code for a protein of 224 amino acids. The transcript is spliced from 5 exons. The record is from RefSeq and is a predicted model, not a curated record. Gene Ontology annotation, molecular function: structural molecule activity. Gene Ontology annotation, cellular component: bicellular tight junction; plasma membrane. NCBI's taxonomy places the organism in Eukaryota, Metazoa, Chordata, Actinopteri, Centrarchiformes, Sinipercidae.
AGAGUUUCCCCUCUGGGAUCAAUAAAGUAUUUCUGAUUCUGAUUAACCCUAAUAAUAAUAAUUCAUCAACACCAAGGGAAUUCACAGCAAAUAAAGAUAUUAAAAGUUAAAAAUGUCAUAACUUUGUAAUAAUUCUUUAAAGCAGUUUAGCAUCUUUCCACUGAACAGUCAGCUACAACUAUAUCUGCUGAAGUAUACAGUCAUUUUUUGUAAAAAAAAAACAUGUAUUUGCUCUUAUUUAAGUAGUUGAUGUGACUGUAAUACCAGUGCUAAUUUCUGGUCACAGCCAGUGUCAGAGGCUGAAAACCAAAGAACCACUUCAGGUUUGUUUUAAGUGAACUUUCCCUUUAAGCAGGGAGGUCAAUGCGGACACAACUGAAUAAAUAUUUCAGUUGAUUGAAGGAAGGGCAAGGAAAUUAAAUAUUAACAGACAAACAGAUUAUGAGCUAAAGCCUGAAUGUGUGUUCAAUACUGUAAUUAUAUGACAGUACUUUGAACUGUGCUUCUGAUUAGUGGUCGGCAAAAGAGAAUUCACAUUUGAUAAGAUACAGAAACUGAUAAAGAUACAGUAAAUGGAGGGUUUGAAGUUUCUCAUAAACAAAGAAUUGCUUGACUCAAACAAAAGGUAAACAUCUCUGUUUACUUUUAAAAGUCAUCUUUACAGAGUAAUGGGGAGAUCUAUGCAGUGCAGGUGUAAACACUGAAUACUAAAUUCUUCUGCAUAUACAUCAGUACUUCUAAAUGUUGCAUUUUUGCACACUUCCAAACGUUACUUAAUGUACUGAGACAACCAAUUAAUUAUAAGGGUGUGUUAGAGCAGCCUGGUCGUUGGCCAACUUCUUUUAGGUGACAGCAGUGUACUAUGUCAACACAACGUUUCCUAAGAACAGACAUCAGUGUUAAAUCUAAAAAAACCCCCAUAUAUUUACAAAUAGCAAGAAUUCCAGUGCAUAUUUUGUCCCACUGCAGACUCUGCCCUCAAUAAAUCACCCACCUUACCCAGCUUUCAGUGUUUGCUCUGCCCUCUAUUAAGCAUUUCUAUGUUAGUAUUUGCUUUUAGAACUUGAAAUGACAUCCCUAAAAUCACAAGCUACCAUUUCCUCAAAAGGGGGAAACAGACAGGAGGACAAGAUCAUGUGAGUAAACCUACAAUACAAUAAGAAAAUCACUUCAUAAGAUGUCUACCAAUUAUUCACAACAUCAUUAAACCUUUCCCUGAUUGACUUACUUUAUCCUGCAUAUAGCUAUAAUGAGUUAUAAUCAUUUUAGAUUUAAAGCUGUGAUAACUGUUUUACAAGGGAUUAUCUCAGCACCAAUCAAAAGUGAGGGGGAAAAAAACCCUCAUGGUAUUGCUUACAUUUCUAUGGUAACAUGCCAGGCACGUGAAAUGUCAAUAAAUUUUGGGCGGGAAUAGCAGUCUUAGAAUGUAGCUACAGCCAACAAUCAAUGUUAGUCCAGGUUUGAGUGCAUGAGAAAAAAAGAUCGUGAGUCAGUUCUCACACUCAAAAUGUACAUCAGAGCUCCUCACAGAGGCAAUAUCUACCAGUUUUGCUAAUUAUUAAUAGAAAAUUACUUUCAAGAUGAAAGAGAUCAUCGAAGUUAUAGCACUUUUCCUAGGUUUUGUAGGCUGGAUAACAAUUUUCAUAUCACUACAAGAUCAGUAUUGGAAAGAAUCCACCCAAGAUGGCAGCGUAAUUAUAACCGCCACAAUCUAUGAGAACCUCUGGAUGUCUUGUGCUAGUGAUUCAACAGGGAUCUAUGACUGUCGUGACUUUCCAUCCCUUUUUGCUCUCCCAGGGUACAUUCUGGCCUCCCGGACACUCAUGAUCGUUGCCAUUGUGUUUGGGACGUUUGGGCUUGUGGCUACUCUCGCAGGAAUGCAGUGCUCAAAAAUAGGAGGAGAAAACUACGUCCUGAAGGGGAGGAUCGCUGCAAUUGGAGGAGUGUUUUUUUUACUACAGGGGAUUUGCACCAUGAUUGCUAUAUCUUGGUAUGCAGCCAACAUCACACAGCAGUUCUUUGACCAGUUUUAUCCAGGGAUAAAGUAUGAGUUUGGAGAGGGCUUGUAUAUCGGCUGGUCUUCAGCCAUACUUGCCAUUUGUGGAGGUUCAUGCCUGAUGUGUGCUUGCCAAGUCAAAACACCAAAUGAAAAAAUACCAUAUCCAUACGAGCCAUCCUCCAGAGGACACGUGCUAUCAACUGCGGAAACAUCUCAGUCUGUCCCGAGCAACUAUGGAAGAAAUGUGUAUGUCUGAGAAGUUGUUGUGUAGGAGGGAAAGCUGGCUGGGUUGGAGUCAGUUCACCAGAUUGACAGCGUUUUUUAUUCUGAAUGCACUAUGAGAGGGCAGCAUUUACAGUGGAAAACACCUAAAGACUCAUGAUCACAUAUAGUAGUUUAAGAGCAGUAACUUUGGUUUGAUUUGGGGAUUUAUUGGCUUUAUCCAGUCUAAACCUUAUUCUGAUACUUGCUGUAUAAUUUGUAAAACCUUUUUAUGCCUUAUUACUUUUCCUUUCCUUUAUUUUAAAGAUUACUAAAGGAUGAAUUGAUUGUAAGAAAAAAAUGCAAGAAAUCUAAUGAAUAUACCAUGAAAAAUCGGAUCCUCUGACCUUUGGGGACAUACUACUUUGACAACAAUAUUUUAAAGGUUUUAAGACUUAAAAAAAGUCUGUUUAUGACUUUAAAAUUCUAACUAGGAACACAUGGCAAUCAGAAAGCAUUUAAUCCUCAAAUCACAUUAAGCAGUUUUACAAUUGUGUUCAAGUUCAUAAAGUUUUUGUUAGUA